Messenger RNA from Arabis nemorensis, 423 nucleotides. The record is from the annotation of a GenBank genome assembly. Lineage: Eukaryota; Viridiplantae; Streptophyta; Magnoliopsida; Brassicales; Brassicaceae.
AUGCUACUUCUCCAUCCAGAGUCUGAUGAUUCUGCUAAGCUAUCCCAGAUUGAGACGAAGAAACUUCUAGCUUAUCUCGUGGAGACUAAAAUGAACAAGCGUUUGGCAUAUUAUAAUGUCACUUCUGCUCAAGAGUCGUCCAAAUUUACGCACUUUAGUCAUCAAAGUCCUUGGCUUGUUGGAAAACGUUUAGCUGAUAGUGUUACAUAUGAAAGCUUGGCCAAAUUGGAUUUGAUUCACUUGAAGUUUUUUGAUCUCUGGUUUUAUAAUGAAAAUAUUAUUUUGUCUUCCGGAGAUCCUGAACUUUCAUUCAUAGGAGCAAAAUACUUUGUUGAUGGCUUUAUUGCUGAAUUUGGAGAUUUGAACAGAACAGAGAAAUCUGAGUACAUCUCCCUGAGAGAUUUUAACAGUCACGCGCUAUAA